Seriola aureovittata is the source of this 7047-nucleotide messenger RNA. It is a transcript of the gene vav3a, whose product is annotated as guanine nucleotide exchange factor VAV3. Bases 265 to 2859 code for a protein of 864 amino acids. Gene Ontology annotation, molecular function: protein binding; guanyl-nucleotide exchange factor activity. The transcript has 28 exons. The record is from RefSeq and is a predicted model, not a curated record. Lineage: Eukaryota; Metazoa; Chordata; Actinopteri; Carangiformes; Carangidae. Gene Ontology annotation, biological process: intracellular signal transduction; cell migration; regulation of GTPase activity. Gene Ontology annotation, cellular component: plasma membrane; cytoplasm.
AGAGAGAGAGAGAGAGAGAGAGAGAGAGGAAUAGUGCAGGGUGCGCUCCAUCCACAGCUUCAGUACACCGGACUGUCAUCCUUGGAGCGGCUGCUGUGUCUACACAAGCUCUCUGUUCCUUUCCAUCGGGUUUCACAGUCAGCGGAUGUAACAUGGACACUGUUUGAGACGCACUGUCGAGCCUUCAGCUGUUUCCCUUGCUCAAACAAAACAAAACAAAACAAAACAAAUUAUCUCAAAGCUCGUCCUGCUGAAGGCACAAUAAUGAUGGAGUAUUGGAGGCAAUGCGCGCUGUGGUUAAUAAACUGCAAGGUGCUUCCAGCUAACCACCGUGUUACAUGGGAGUCUGCACAGGUAUUUGACUUGGCCCAAACCCUCCGGGAUGGAGUCCUCCUGUGCCAUCUGCUCAACAACCUGAGAGCUCAGUCCAUCAACCUAAAGGAAAUCAACCUCAGACCGCAAAUGUCACAGUUCCUGUGCCUGAAGAAUAUCAGGACUUUCCUGGCAGCGUGCAGCGAGACCUUCGGCAUGAAGAAGAGCGAGCUGUUUGAGGCCUUUGACCUUUUUGACGUCAGGGACUUUGGAAAGGUUAUGGACACACUCUCUAAACUUUCCCACACAGUGAUUGCACAACAGACUGGAAUCAGGCCUUUUCCAACAGAGGAAAGUGUUGAAGAUGAUGAUAUCUACAACCACCUGGAGGAUCUCAUAGAUGAGAACGAGGUGGAGGAUGAGGAGGAUCUGUACGACUGCGUGUAUGAUGAUGGAGAUGGUGGGGAGAUCUAUGAGGACCUGAUGAAGACUGAAGCCAUCCCCCCUCCGGCGUUUCACAAGCAGGCGGAGAUCGACAUCAGGAGCUGCUGUUUAACAGAGAUCAAGCAGACAGAGGAGAAAUACACUGAGACCCUGGAGUCUAUAGAAAAGCACUUUAUGACGCCCCUCACCACGUUUUUCUCCACGGUUGAAAUGGAGGAGGUGUUUGUGAAUAUCCCGGAGCUGGUUAAAGUUCACAAAUGUUUACUACUGGAAAUCCAAGACUCAGUCCAUCACAGAAGUGCCCAGAACCUUUACCAGAUCUUCAUCACUUUCAAAGAGAGGUUAUUGAUCUAUGGGAAAUACUGCAGCCAUGUGGAGACAGCCAUCGCCACUCUGGAUAACAUCAGCAAAGACAGAGAGGACGUACGCAUGAAGCUAGAGGAAUGUUCAAAGAGAGCCAACUAUGGCAAGUUCACACUAAGAGAUCUGCUGGUGGUUCCUAUGCAGCGAGUCUUGAAGUACCACCUUCUCCUGCAGGAGCUGGUGAAACACACUCAUGAUGUCACAGACAAGAGCAAUCUGCGGAUGGCUCUGGACGCCAUGAAGGACUUGGCUCAGUAUGUUAACGAAGUGAAGCGAGACAAUGAGACGUUGAGAGAAAUAGAUCAAUAUCAAAGAUCCAUCGAAAACCUGAAUCAGUCGCUGAGUAACUACGGGAGACCCAAAGGUGACGGGGAGGUACGGGUGGCCUCGGUAGACAAACGAGCUAAACAGGACAGGCACAUCUUCCUGUUCGAUGCUGCAGUGAUCGUUUGUAAGCGGCGGGGAGACAACUACGAGAUGAAAGAAGUGAUUGACCUGCACCUCUUCAAGGUCACCAACAACCCCACGUCGGACAAGGAGAAUCGAAAGUGGUCCUAUGGAUUCUACCUCACUCACAACCAGGGACAGAGUGGCUUUGAAUUCUUCUUCAAGACCAAAGAGUUGAAAAAGAAGUGGCUGGAGCAGUUUGGCAUGGCCAUAUCCAACAUUCGUCCUGAGGAUGCCAGUAACAACUUCCAUGAGUUUCGUAUGCACACCUUUGACCGAAUCACCUCCUGUAACUCCUGCCACAUGCUCCUGAGGGGCAUCUUUAACCAGGGCUACCUGUGCUCCAAGUGUGGUCUAGGUGCUCAUAAAGAAUGCCUUGGCCGCUUUGGCUGCUGUGGAAAAACAGAUCCUGGCUCCGUCAGAACUCAGGGCAAAGCUCGAGAUCCAGGUCUGCCCAAGAUGCUGGUGAUCAGGAACUACUUUGGUGUGCCGAGCCCCACUUCUGGUCCAGCACUCAGCAUCCAGACAGGUGACAUCAUCGAAUUAAUCUGCGCCGACCUUCACAGCCCCUGGUGGCAGGGCAAAAUCCUGUCGAAGAAAGAGGUUGGCUUCUUUCCAAGCGAUGCCGUGAAGCCGUGCCCGUGUGUCCCAAAGCCUGUGGAUUACUCCUCUCAACCUUGGUUUGCGGGGCCCAUGGAGAGGCUCCAGGCAGAAGCAGAACUCAUCAACAGGGUCAAUAGCACCUACCUGGUCCGCCAUCGCAGCAGAGAGUUCACAGAGUACGCCAUCAGCAUAAAGUACAACAACGACGUGAAGCACAUAAAGAUCCUGACCAAGGAGGGCUGUUUCUACAUCGCAGAGAACAAGAAGUUCAGAAGCAUAUUAGAACUGAUCGAAUACUACAAACACCACUCCCUGAGAGAAGGUUUUAGGAGUCUGGACACCACGCUGCAGUUUCCUUACCGGGAACCGGAGAACGCUGCUGUGCACCGCCUCAACCGGUCGGGUGGCAACACCCCAUUGCUCUGCGGCCUCUCUUUUGUAACUCCUGCCGGCUACAGCUUUGUACCUCCUUCCUCUGCUCCCUUCUGGUCAGUGUUUACUCCCAAAGUGAUUGGUGUGGCGAUAGCACGGUAUGACUUCAGUUCGCGUGACACCCGGGAACUCUCGCUGCAGGAGGGAGACGUGGUUAAGAUCUACACAAAGUCAGGAGCCAAUGGCUGGUGGAGGGGCGAGGUCAAUGGCAGGGUGGGCUGGUUUCCAUCCACAUAUGUAGAGGAGGGUGAGGAGUGAAAGGUCAGCCAUGGGAAUUGGAGAAAGAUAAAAGAAGAAUGGAAGCAGUGGAGUAAGCAAACUGAGCACAUAAUAGUGACGAACAGAGUGAGCGUCUGCACUGCUGCUUGCUCCAGUGUUACGGUUUCAUUCUCCUCCACGGAGCUCUGCUGCGUACAACCAUCCCAGAGGCCUUUGGGAGAGAAAAGGGUGCACUAUGCUGCAGAUGCAAAGACGCCUGAUCAUUUCAGGUCAACUCUGUGAGGCUAAGUGACUCCACCAACUAGCAGCUUGCCUGUCAGCGGGACACAAGCCCUCGCCAGACAACCCCUUCCUCCCUCCCCGACUUCAUCUGUCCAUCCAUAAUUCACCCUGCGCUCCCUACUUUUCUAUGCCCCAGCCAGCCCCCAACUCCCACCUGUUUCUGCUUGCCAAGUCGGCCGUCGCCAGCCUGUCAAAAGUAGAUACUCAAAUGCCAGUCUCCCAUCCAUCCAUCCAUCCAUCCAUCCAUACCCCUGUGGAAAUAGAGCCAUCUGAGCUUGAAAAGACUCAUACUGUAAAGCUUUUCUUUCAUCCCCUUCUCACUCUGAAAGGAUCUGUUAGUUUUGACCUUGCCUGUGUGUAUGUUCCACUAAUGCAGGUGGUUAUUGAUGACUUGAUGACCCAGAUUCACACAUCCACACCACCCACCUCUCCUCCCCUUCAGAUUAUGAUCACCACAGACUCACACACACACUUGCACAAAGACACACACACACGCUCUUACAGGAGAUGUAAGAGAGGGAUGGCGUCAGAUAGCAUCACUGCACACUGCCAGCAAUUGAUCGCUGUUGUUCCUAUUUUCCUCCCACCUUCUACAUUCUUUAUCUGCAGCGCAGCCUCUCAUGUUUUUAGUUGUCUUGGCUGUUAGCGAUCCUCUGCUCUUAUCCGUGGCAGCUCUGUCAACAUGAGCCCAUUCGCUGAGGGUUUAUCUUAGUGGAGGCAUUAGUGUCGGGGAACAAGCCACCUGCCCCAGUAACAUAAAAUGCAAGAAAAGAAAAGCAACCAAACUUUAUUCUUUUUUUCUUUCCUUUUUCUCCACUGUCCAUCUUGCUUUCUUAGCUUUUUUCAGCAUAAGUUGUAUUUUUCAGUUUCAUUACCUACAGAUAUGAUGCACUGGCUGUCUAUGAGAGGAUAUACAGUACACCCAGAUUUGUACUUUAGCAAACAUUUUCACCAGAUUAUGCAUCAAAAUGUUUUAACAUCAUCUUCCUGGGGGUUAGUGGAGACUUAGUGUCUCCUGCCUUAACUGCUAUUUCAGUCAUUUUUCUUCUCAAGAACACAGUUUUGGCAGAAACACUGAACACUUGCAAUUUGCAAGAUUUGUUUUGGCAAGAAAAACAUCAAAUAUUGAAAAGGUAUUCAAGAAUUCAGAACUUCAAUCCAAAAGAACUCUUCAGAAACCACUUCUCACAUCUUCCAGCUCACUGUCAUAACUCUCACCCCCUCUCCUUCUCUGUACUCCACCCUCACCCCCCGUAUGCAUUAUACACACUGUAUCCUUAAUCCCCAGUGAAAGAGGAUUUUCCCACAUUUGAGGGAAUAAAUACCUUUACAGGAAAAUAUGCUGUGCAACACACACCAAUAUAUAGUCAGACAGAAUAAGACAGCAGAGUACACACAUCCUAAGUAGUGAUCAAAUCAUGUCUGGAGGUGAGACUGAAGACUCCCUAACAGUUUGCUUUGUGCAGCAAUAUUUAAACCUCAGCCACAGAGUUUCUUUGCAGUUAAAAAAACUAUAAACCACAAUCCUUUUUAAAAAUAUGUACAUAUUGAAUUUAGUAUUGAAUUUGCAGAUGGAGAUUUCUGUUCACACUGUGGUCGGAAGGCAGCAGUCACAGGGCUCUCCACAUGUCCCAAUGUCACAUACACACAGUCCUUUCUAUGAAGUGGUCAAAAAAACACUUUCAACUAAUGCAGUAAUUUCUUCAGUUUGAAGUUGUUCUGCUCCUUCUCAGAUACUUCAGCACACCUACGCAUGACAUUUUAAAAAUCACCCAUUUCUUAACUUUUCAUGGGAAACUAUGUAAUGAUUUAAAAUGCAUUGUACAUAAAAUACAAUAUCUGUCACUGAGGCAGUUUACUAUGAGGAUGCGGUCCCUAGUUUAGCACAUAAGUGAGAAUGCGGUGUAGUAAUGUGUUCAAUUGAAGUUUAAAUACUACAAGAGCCUUUGUGUAACUAACUGGGGGACCCUGCCUCUGGUAAAAGAACACAGGACAUUGUUUCCUUCCAAAUCCAUCAUCUUCCCCUGCCAUGUCUUCAAUGGGUAUUGUGCCAGAAAUAUAUUUUGUGAAUCUCAGUAAGAAUCUAUUGUAAAGAUAUGCUUUUGUAUGGACUUAAUGGAGCCAUUAUGUUUGAAAAUCAUGAGUAACCCCCUGCCAGACCUGACACUCCAUGCCUUUAAGGUAUAUAUAUGACAAAAUAUUUUUGUUCUCAGUCAUAUUGUUUAACUAUUGGACUGAAGAAAUGUGUUAGAAAAGGUCAUAUUAAUAAUGUGUUUUUGCAUUGUGUCGUCUCCCUUUUCCUAUUUCGUUCCAUCAACAGUGUCAUUAAGUGACCACUAGAUGGAAGCAUCCUAAACACAUCUCCUCCUCCCCAAGCAGUCACCUUCAACAUGCUGAAGUUUGGAGAUGACAUCAUAUGAUUAGGAGGUGAACAAUAUGUGUGGAGGCAGUUAGCAUAAGCCUCAGACUUGUUGCUGUGAAGAUACAAAGAAGCCUUAAACACAAAUCCAAGGUAUCAAAGUACAAAAAAUCCAGGCAUAAACAGUAGGCAGAUGGAAAAACAUCUGAGAAAAUUAAUAUGACAUUUUUAUUAAGAUAAUAUAUGGCCACAAUGUUUAUCCUGACUUCCUUUGAAAAUUAACUGAUAUUCCAGAACCCUCAUGUCCAGUAGGAACCCUGAUGAUUAUGGUGAUGAUGAUGAUGAUGAUGAUUCCCCUCCUGCUUCCUGAAAUGUCUGCAGUCUCUGAACAGUCAGACAAUACAUUUAUAACAUCUUUAGGAGAUCUUAGAGCGAGCUGCAGCGCAGCAGCGGCACAAAUGCGAUCCAGCACAAGUCCUGGGAGAACUGGAGAGGCAGAGUAGGCUUCUUUAAUCGCAGACUCCGGUAAUCCACUCCCGCACUCCCUCCUCCGCCCAGAUGAACUCUGACAGCAGGGCCAUUUACAACUGCAGGCCUUCCUCCCCUCCGACUGAGCUUCCAGAUUUUUGUGUGCAGGAGGGACGGGAGGAAGGCUCAAGGGUAUCUGUGAUCUAAUCAUUACACCAUCUCCUCACCUCGACGACCCGGCUGCAUCCAUCUCUCUGUCAGCUCCCCUCUCUCUCGCUCUAUCUCACCAUGUCACUUCUCUCUCUCUCUCUUUACUGCUCCCUUUCCCCAUCUAUCUUUCAUCCAAUCUCUGUCUUCUCCGUUUCUCUCUGUAUUCUGUCCCUCAUGCCGUUGCUCUGUAGGCUGAAAAAGCCGCUGCUGUAUGUUGGCGGGAGGAGAAUAGAAAAUUCAGUAUUAUAAGGAGAGGAGGGAGAGAGGCGGUCUGAAACUCUAUAAACAACCACAGCAAAAUGAGGACUAGUUUAAUUUUACCACAAAUUAAUAGACUGAGAGAAAUGAUGCCAAUUAGAGGAUGAAUUAGAAAUCGCUCACACCACUGUUAUCUCCUCAUAUACAGUGUGUACACAGAUUAUGUCCACAUGCGUAGGCACACACUGUGUAAGUGGGGAAAAGCGUUUGACAGGAUUCAGGGCUGGGAAAGUCUUAGCCCAGCAGGGGUUUUGGGAUGCAGUCUCCUGAACCAACACGAGGAAAGUUCUGUAUGAACCUGAACAGAAACAUCCCAGCCACCAAUACAUGAAUAAAAAAAAUCAUAUAAUACGUCUUUCUUUCUGGGCUGAAAAUCCAUUAGAACCUGUCAUCCACCCUCCUGCCCCCUUGUUGUCUGAAGUUUGUGUUCAUGCUCCAUGACCAUGUUUUGUUAUCCCACUGAAGCCAAAGAUGUUUGCUGUACUUACUGUACACUCAGCGUUAUGUCUCAUAACCACGGUACCCAACCGCUGUGGCCUAACUCUAAAACCGUGCAAUCCUGACUGUGUAGCAUUACCAUGUAUUGUUGCUGUAUCAUACUGUAAAAUAUGUACAUAGCACAUAAUAAAGAUACAUAUUGCUUCUUCUAA